Messenger RNA from Rhipicephalus sanguineus (brown dog tick), 7602 nucleotides. RefSeq names its product pyruvate dehydrogenase phosphatase regulatory subunit, mitochondrial. Gene Ontology annotation, molecular function: oxidoreductase activity; protein binding. Gene Ontology annotation, cellular component: cytoplasm; mitochondrion; mitochondrial matrix. The record is from RefSeq and is a predicted model, not a curated record. The coding region runs from base 252 to 2786 and encodes 844 amino acids. NCBI's taxonomy places the organism in Eukaryota, Metazoa, Arthropoda, Arachnida, Ixodida, Ixodidae. The transcript has 19 exons.
GCCCACUCCGUUGCUGAAGUUGGAUUUUCUGGUACACUCGUGCAGGCGCGCCGGGUGGUUGGUUGGAUGGUGGUGAUAUUUACAGCGGUUGUAAACAAGGUGCCCACGGGGUUGCGUGCAAUGGGAACACGAACAGUUUAAAGGAUCUACUCUACUCUACAUCUAUAGAGCUUCUUUGCCAUUCGUGACCAUGUGUCAGAGGACUGUGAGAAAAGCUGUGGUCGGCGAGCCGUCUUAUUAAAUAUCCGAAAAUGUCGGAGCGACUUCUGCCAGCAGUUGCUAAAGUGGUCAUUUGUGGUGCUGGUGUGAUAGGCAACUCAAUUGCUUACAACCUUGUGAAACGUGGAUGGACAGACAUUGUUGUUCUUGAAAAAGGCCGUAUUGGGUGUGGCGCAACAUGGCGCAGUAGUGGCUUGGUUGGCCAACUCCAGCCAACAAUUGAGGGAAUCCUUGCACGCUCCAGUGCCAAGCUUUAUCAAGAGCUACACGAUGCGGGACACGACAUUGGAUGGAGAAGAUGUGGCUCACUUAGUGUCGCAAGGACAGAAAAGCGGAUGACAUCACUUCUCAGGCUUGCUGCUGAAGCACGGGCAAGGGGGAUUGAAUGCACAGUCCAGCAGCCAUCCACACUUUUGGAGCACCACCCUUAUCUUUUGACGAAAGACCUUGUGGGAGGGGUUUUUGUUCCUGGAGAUGGUAUAGUUGAUCCUGUGGCUCUAUGCCAGACGAUGGCUGACUUAGCCCAGCAAGGAGGAGCAACAUACAUUGAGGACUGCCAUGUGAAUAGAGUUGUCAGCGACCAGGGGAUUGUGGUGCAAGCUGAAACAGAACUGGGAAGCAUCAGCUGCGAGUAUUUCAUCCUUGCUGGUGGCAUGUGGUCGAGAGAGCUUGGACAAACAAGUCAGCCUAAAUUUAUGGUUCCAAUUCAUGCUGCCAAGCAUUCAUUUGCAAUCACUAAAGCUCUGGACCAGCCAAGUGAUUGCCUUCCAGUUGUGUGGGACCAUGAUGGUCGUGUCUACUGUAGAACCUUUGGUGAUGGCUUCCUGCUUGGUGGAUUUGAGGAGACUGCUAAGCCAGUCUUCCAUUAUGAUGUCCCUGACCGUUUUGAAUUCGUGCGCCUACCACCAGACUAUGCUCAAUUUCAAAGCAUCUACAGCCAGUUCCAGCACCGGUUUCCAAGACUUCAGCACUUGGAGCUUGCUGAGUUGGUUACUGCCCCAGAGACCUUUACACCGGACAAUCAGUGUAUUUUAGGGGAAACUUCAGAGGUGGAACGUCUCUUUCUUGCUGUUGGUACCAACGGCGCGCAGACGCAGAUGGCUGGCGGAAUUGGCCGUGCAUUGGCCCUUUGGCUGUGUGAUGGGGCGCCUCGUGCAUACCUCUUGCCUUGCGACUGUCGUCGCUUCCUGGACCUGCACAACAAUGCAAAGUUUCUUCGUGAACGUGUCCAAGAGGCAGUUGGAAGAACAUACUUGGCACCUCACCCACUUCAAGCUGAAUUUCGAACAGGACGUCGCCUUCGUUGUUCACCACUGCUGCCACUUCAGGAACAGCAGGGUGCUGUACUUGGUGAAAGAAUGGGCUUUGAACGAGCAUUGUUUUUUGAUCCUCAGCACAUUCUUGGGGAGAACCACACCAGCCCAGAGCCCACGUAUGGGAAGCCCGCAUGGUUGGAGCAUGUGCAUCGAGAGUAUGUGGCUUGCCGAGAGAGAGUGGGCCUAAGUGACAUGUCAUCAUUUACCAAAUUCUACCUUGAGUCUGGUGGACUGGAGGUCGUGGACUUUCUACAGCUUCUCUGCUCAAAUGAUGUGGAUGUUCCAGUGGGGCACAUUGUGCAAACAGGCAUGCAGAAUGAUCACGGUGGCUACGAAAAUGAUUGCAUCCUUGUGCGCAUGGACAUAAAUCGUUAUUUCAUGGUUUCACCUACAGCACAGCAAACCCGCAUUGCCAAAUGGGUACGGCGGCAUCUGCCACGGGAUGGUUCAGUGUCGCUGCGAGAUGUUACAUCUCUUUACACAGUGUUGUACAUUCUGGGGCCUAAAUCUAGGGCCCUCUUAGAAGAAGUCACUGACCAAGAAAUCCAAGUGGAGCCAUUUACGUGCCAAGAAAUGGAUUUUGCAUAUUCUACGAAUGUGUUACUCUUGGGUUAUAACAAUACCUUAGAACCUGGAUACUCAAUGUAUAUUCCCUCAGAGUAUGCUCAGAAUGUCUACAGCAGAUUAAAAAAGGCUGGUCGUGACUAUGGAAUAUUGGAUGUCGGUUAUUACGCAUUGAGGAUGUUGAGGAUUGAAAAAUUUAUUCCAUUUUGGGCUGAAGAACUCGACAGCAGUGUCACGCCCUUGGAGGCUAACCGGAGUGCCCGUGUUAAACUUCAGAAAGAGCCGCCAUUUAUUGGCCAAGAAGCAUUACAGCAGCAGGCAGUGGAGGGCCUACGUCGGCAACUAGCCUUCUUCCAAUUGACUGGCCAUGAUGCUGAACGAGACCCUUGGGCUUGGGGCCAGGAGCCCAUAUUUCGAGAUGGCCGCUUCAUGGGGCUCACCACAUCUGGAAGCUAUGCUUUCGCCUUGGGGCGUAAUGUCUGCCAAGGUUUUGUUCAUUGGUUCAACCCAAGCAGCAAGCAGCUUGAACUGUUGCCAGACAACCUCUUCUCCGAAGGGAGUUUUGAGGUGGAGCUUGCUGGUCGCAGGUUUCCAGUUCAAGCAUCUGUCACACCACCUGAGCUCUCUGUUGCACCAAUGGGUGGCAUACGUGACCAGUACAAACCUCAAGCCAGAACUCUGCCUUGACAUGUUGGAAAAAGUGUUAACAAAAAAUGGCCACAUGCCUGGGAUUUUGUUAGUGGUUUGACUGUACAUUGGAAGCAUAUCUUCUGCUUAACAGUGACGAGAUGUUGUAGUUCUCCAUGCUUUCAUGUUCGUUGCAUUAGGAGUCUUUCAUGAAAUCAGCAUGAUGUUUUCUUCCUUACGUGUUCCCGUUGCUAUGUUGCCAUCGUCCUGUCAAGUUACAUGUGCACCAAGGGAAGAAAGUUUAUUAGUGACAGUGUUGUUUUUACUACCAGUGUUUUCAUGCUGUCAAAACUUUCAUGGCAAAGCGACAUAUCAUCAUCAUCAGCCUGUCUACGCCCACUGCAGGGCAAAGGCCUCUCCCAUGUUCCGCCAAUCAACCCGGUCCUGUGCUUUCUGCUGCCAUGUAAUACCUGCAAACUUCUUAAUCUCAUCUACCCACCUAAUUUUCUGUCUCCCCCUCACGCGUUUGCCAUCUCUUGGAAUCCAGUCAGUUACCCUUAAUGACCAAGAGACAUAUACAUGUCACCAAAAUUAGACACCAAGCAAGGUUUUAUGUUAGUUUUGUACAUGCUGUUGUAGAAAAAACUGAGAUUUGCCAAAACCAGGAGCAAUAGAAAAGAAAACUAUUUAAUUCAGAUUUAUUGUAAACGCUUGACAGUAAACUUUCCUUCAUAAGUGAGCUCCUAUUAUUCACUCUAUUCUUUCAUAAGCAAACGUCUAGAACUUGUCCCAUGGGUGUUUGAAUAGGUAGAACUUCAGGUUAAAAUGUUGCAUAAGUCUGACGAGUGUUUGAAUGGCUAGAAUUUUUAAAUAAAGUGAAUACAAAUAUUUUAGCAAAAUGGCAUAUGCAAAUGGCAAAUGGUAAAAUAACAUCAGAUAUUCCCAAUGUCUAAAUAAAAGGUAAAUGAAAAGCUUUAUGGAGUCUUUCUCCAUGUAGACAGCAAGAAGUGAUGUCCCUUACACUAGUGUUUAAGCGAAACAAAUAUUCAAUAACUUCAAAUAGUGAAUUCCCGAAUCAGAUAUCGAUCAAAUAGCUUACUGUUCAAUUCAUGUUUGCAUAGCUUCUUAGGAUCGCUGGCAAUCCAUAGAGUUCAUAAUGUGCUGCUGCAUACCGAAGGCCACGAUAUUGGGACAAUGGUACUGUUUUAUGCCAUUGCCUUACUAGCCGAUCAGAUUUUUUUUGUUUUGUCAGACUCUUCAGCAGAUAUUAGUGUGUUUUGGCUUGUUUUUGUUAAGCAAAUAGUUACGGUUGCCAGUCAUGAUGGUUAACACACCAAUUACCUAUUAGUGCCUCCUCCUUUUUCUUUUCACUUUUUGAGCAAAAACAUGGGCCAGUGAAGUGCCACAACAUUGGAAAUAGCAUCUCAGCCUGUGCAGCGAUGAUUUCACAGUGCUUUUACAAAAUUCACAAGUAUGCACAUAAGAACUGAACCUUGAAAAAGCCAACUUUAAUGGUGACUGUUUGUUGAACAGGAGGAGGCAGCACAACUUGAGCAGACAACCAUCGCAAAACUAAAAACGCAAUAAUGAAGUGCUCCAUUGAGCUGUUUGAGAAAAUUAACAUUCACAAUUAUUAUUUAGCGAAGUGGCAACGUUACAGUAUGAUGUGGCUGGGAGCAUUCUUGCCCUUUCCAAAAGCAGUGAAUCACCUCAAAUCUUGCCAAUAGCCAUUGAGUUUCAUCUCCUGUCUCAUGAAAAACAAAAGUUGAUUGAGGUUUCAAAGUAGUCUUGAGCAAGUUUGUAUGCUCCGUCGUGCACAUACAUUAAAUAUCCAGCUUGGGCAUUUACAUCAUUGUAAAUGCCCAUUGUAAAUCAUUGGGCAGGUUUAUCUACCAUGUUCAAUAAGUAUUGCAGGGCCUCUUUAGCUACGUAACUCUGCAACUUUAAUGACAUUGAAGUAUGCUGUCAUUGUACAGCUCCACUGCAAGCUUAACAGCCCCACCUAUAAAAUUAUAAAGUGAUAAUCUAAUCUAUGUACACUACAAUGGGCCCGUCAAAUAAGAUUUAUUGAACAGUGGUACACCUACUAUCAAACCUGAACAGCAUCCAGGCAUAUCUUGGAGGACUUAAAUAUGCAUUAUAGUGUGAACUGUAAUUGGAGCCUAACUUAACUUUCUAGUCAUUUAAACUAAUUUAUUAUCUGUAGAACUUUUUAUGUUGCAUUUUGCUCCCCAAUUACAUUUUCAUUUCUAUAUUUGUGACCUGUGUAUUGGAUUCAUUUCAUACUAGGCAUUGUUGCUGUCAUUACUAUGUACAUGAGGUCACAAAGCUUUUUGCUUGUGCUUAUUUAGUGAAGUGUAUAGUGAAGUUUGUUUAGACUGUUUUGUAAACAUAAUCUCAAGUGAUAUCAAUGCAGCUGAGUGUCAAAAAUCCUGCCACACCUGGGUGAAUGACAUGUACAAGUUCUUUUAACCAUUUAUAAACCAUUCGGUAUAAGUAUAGGUGUGCACCGGGUCCCCCAUCAGGGGAGGGGGAGGGGGCAAAGUUUCAUCUGAGCGCCCCCCCCCCUCCUCAGUCAGGUAGAACAGACAACAUGCUUAACAAUGCAUGAAAAAAUGAAAAUGAAACCAUGACAUGCUUCUCAAAUCGGCCUGCUUUGGUCCCUGGUUUCUUGGGAGUAAAGAUGGGAAGUAAACAGUUCUUGGAACGCUACAUCAGGGGACCUUGGAUGCCAUUUUUCUCAGAAACCUGCGUGGCCAUAACUCUGUUUUUUAAACAAUGAUGGGACAGGUCCGACUGAGUAAUGGUAUGAGGGCAGACUUUGCGUUAGGUGAUUAGGUGAUUACGCCUUAGGUGAUUACGGGGGCAGUCGCACCCCCCCUGCCCCCCGUGUGCACGCCUAUGGAUAUAAAGUGGCAUGCAAUUUUUUAUUUUCUUUGUUUUAACAAAGAAGAUAACUUUUAAGGGCUCAUUUUUCUUUGUUAGACACAAUAUUAAUGAGAACUAACAGACAAUAAUGCCAAGGAAAGUAUAGGGGGUGUAUUUGUAGCAAUUAGGAUAUAAAUGUGAAGAAAGUAAAGUGGACGAAUUCGUCCACUUUACUUUCUUCACAUUUAUAUCCUAAUUGCUACAAAUAACACCCCCUAUAUUUUCCUUGGCAUUAUUGUCUGUUAGUUCUCAUUAAUAUUGUUUUAACAAAAAGGCACUCUCCUCAAACUCACUUUGCGUUGUUUCACAGAGUCUUAACAUGACGAGCGACUUUUUAAUUUAGUGCCACAAAGGUAUUUAUAUCAGGGUUAUGUUACAAGAAAAAAAAAAACAUUAUUUUUGUGCAAAAACGCUUAAUUAUGGCGGCCUUAAGCAGUUCUAUACACUAACUUCUUUCUUAUGAGCAACAGAUACAGUUGACUCUCGAUAAUACAAACUUUGAUAAUUCAAACUUUCGGUUAAUUCAAAGAAAUCUUUAAUUUUUGGUUUGCCUGCCGUGUUUUCAAUGUAUUUUAAAGCCACUUAAUUCAAAUUGCCCUACUGAAAAAUUCGAUUAAUUCAAACAUUUUGCUUAUCCAUGCCUAGAAAUAUCUGCUGCCAUUGUUGCUUGUAGCUGAACUUUCGUGUUUUUAUGUCACUAACAGUCGCGAGUUAAGCCGACCAAACCGUGCACACCAACAAUCGCAUGCGGACUGAAAGGAGGGGAGGGGGACAAAUAAAACGAGACAGUCUGGCCUUGGCUGUCGCGUGCUGAACGCUUCUUAAAGUCGCUUUCACAGUAUUACAUGAUUCUCAUGCGGGAAAGCGUCCUAAGAAUAGGAAGGGGCUACUGUCACGGGACAUAACACAUUUCGUCCCUUAAUUACACACGCAUGCACGCGUUGUAGAAUAAUGAGUACCAGUAUGCUCGCCUGCGUCUAAAAACUUUACUGGUACUCAUGCAGAGCUGUCUAUGACGUUGCUGCACUGAGGAACAAUAAACAUCACAACACUAGUUGUUAUGUUGCCCUGUCAUAUUUAUGAGAACUUCUGAUAAUUCAAACAAAAUCCUGAGGUCCCCUUGAGUUUGAAUUAUUGAGAUUGUACUGUGUUGUGUUUUAAACAAUGUGGUAAGAAGAUAGCUCUACAGUUCAGCAAUUUUGUUUAACCAUUUGGGUGAAUCUACAAGGCAGCUUAUGGUGACAUUAAAUUGACCAGAUGGCAAUGUUUUAAAAUAAUUUCAUCAUGUUAGGCUUAUAGAAAAAAACCCACUAAAGUAUACAAACUCUGUAUAAAAUGUGCCAUGCAACCAAGACAUCCCCAUCUGCCUUUGUUAACCUUUCAUUUGUAUGCCGGUGUGCUUAGAGAUCUGUUUCAUAUGCCCCCCCCCCCCUCCCCAAUGAUGAAGUAAAAAAAAGCUAUGAACUUGAGCAUGGUAGUGAACAAAUAUCUUACAAAGUGACAAGAACAUUUUGGCUUCAAUGUGCUGAGGGCAAUAAUCUGUGAUGUGAUCAUAGGGAUAACCACACAUUCAUUCAUCAUACUUUGGCUAAAUAUUUUUUUGCACACUUUUGGCGUACUUUGUAGACUCCUUUUAAUCAUGUGCUGAGCAUGAAACCAUUCGCUACACAGUAUCGCAAUAUUUUACAAACGUAUUGUUACAAACAUAAAGAUGUGAUGAAUGGAGAGUGGACAGGCUAAAGUGAUGAAAAGUGGAACUUAAUGUCUAGUGUAAUAAUGUAAUAUUUAAGCCCUUGUUGGUUGCAGUGUUUUAAUAAUUUGUGUAGGUCACCUCUGCAUUUGUGCAUUCCCUGUUCUUUGUGGCAUCAUGCUUGUGGCAGUUUGUUUCUGGAUACAGCUCCUGCUUUCCCUGCUGUCAUUUUUGGAGAAUAAAGUAAACUUUUAUAAA